UUGGCGUCGUGGGAAAGUGGCUGGAUCACUGAGAAGUGGCAGCCGUGGGCGCCGGGUGAGGCUGCACUUGGUUCUCCGCCGCCUUCACCUUUUUUGGUUCAUUCGCUCUUAUGGGGAUAAAAUAGGGCCAAGGCAGACUUUUUUCCUCACAGAGACCUGAGGGACCUCUUACGUUUUCUGAUCCUUAAUGGUGGAUUGAAAAGUGACGAAAAGCUAGAGUUACAGAACUCUGGUAUAUUUUAAAUGUACAUUUAACACAUUCGAGCUUUUAAUUUGUACACAGAAAUCCCAUAUUUUGUUCCUUAAAGGAUAAUUACAGGAUUUAUGCAAAUACUAAGGUGGUCUGGGAAGUAGAUGCAAUUUUAAAGUUUUUUGAUGUUUUCUUCCUUUGGGCCUCCAAAUUCUAUUUGAAGAUGGCCUCAAAAGCCCUUGUAAAUGUGACCUGGCCCAACGUCAUGGUCAGCAAACUCACCCUUAAGAGGUAGAGACAGACCUUAAGAACUGGCAGAUGCUUGUAUUGAACAAUGUGAAUUUUAUUGUCUGCUUUAAAGUUAAAAUAAAAAUCCAGCAAUUCCACAACUAGAAAUGAAAUGAAAGUCGGGGUAUGGCAGGGUGAACUAGCAAAGACUUUGAAGGAACUUGCCAGAGAAAUGUGAGAGAAACCAGGGACAUGUGGUGUUCACAGCAGAAGAUGGAGAAGAGUUUCAGAGAGGAUCUGAAGACAAAAGGAGUGGAUCUGGCAGAGAGGGACAGGAGAGAGCACCCAGGCAUGUCUCUUGAAAACAGAAUAUAGCUGGAUAUUUUUAAAAACCAGUCUAGCUCUUUCAUCAGCCUCUUUUUGCUUCGGCUCAUAGCUGAUCGCACAACGUGAAGCGGAGAAGGCCCCGUGCCACCCAGCCGCCACAGCCGUUCUCAAGCUCAGCCUCUCACAUGGCAGAGCAACUUUCUCCAGGAAAGACUGCAGACCAGGUGUGCACCUUCCUCUUUAAAAAGCUUGGGCGGAAAGGCGCUGCAGGCCGCAGGAAGCGCCCGGCAAGCGCCCCAGAGCCGGGAGAAAGCGGCGGCAGUAGCGAUGAAGGCAGCUCUGUGGUCCGACCCGAGAAGAAGCGGGCGACCCACAAUCCGAUGAUACAGAAGACCCGCGGCAGUGGUAAACGGAAGGCGGCUUACCGCGACCUGAGUAGCGAGGAGGAAGAGAAUGAGCCCGAGAGUCUCGGCAUGGUUUAUAAGUCCACCCGCUCGGCGAAACCCGUGGGGCCAGAGGAUAUGGGGGCGACAUCUGCAUACGAGCUGGACACAGAGAAGGAGCGUGACGCACAGGCUAUCUUUGAGCGCAGCCAGAAAAUCCAGGAGGAGCUGAGGGGCAAGGAGGAUGACAAGAUCUAUCGGGGAAUCAAUAAUUAUCAGAAAUACAUGAAGCCCAAAGAUACGUCUAUGGGCAAUGCUUCCUCCGGGUUGGUGAGGAAGGGCCCCAUCCGAGCUCCGGAGCAUCUACGUGCCACCGUGCGCUGGGAUUACCAGCCCGAUAUCUGUAAGGACUACAAAGAGACUGGCUUCUGUGGCUUCGGCGACAGCUGCAAAUUUCUCCAUGACCGUUCAGAUUACAAGCAUGGGUGGCAGAUCGAACGUGAGCUUGAUGAGGGUCGCUAUGGUGUCUAUGAGGAUGAAAACUAUGAAGUGGGAAGCCAUGAUGAGGAAAUACCACUCAAGUGUUGCAUCUGUCCCCAGACCUUCCAAAACCUAGUUGUCACCAAAUGCAGGCAUUAUUUCUGCGAGAGCUGCGCACUGCAGCAUUUCCGCACCACCCUGCGCUGCUAUGUCUGUGACCAGCAGACCAAUGGCGUCUUCAAUCCAGCGAAAGAAUUGAUUGCUAAACUGGAGAAGUAUCGAGCUGCACCAGAGGGUGGUGCUUCCAAUUUCCCAGAAGACCCCGAUGAGGGUCCAAUUACCACUACUUAGGUUUCCCACAAUUCUCAGAUUUAAAAAUAAAUGUUUCGUUGUUCUUUUGGAAAAACAAAA
This is a messenger RNA of Microcebus murinus (gray mouse lemur), 2019 nucleotides long. Its product is annotated as E3 ubiquitin-protein ligase RNF113A-like. Gene Ontology annotation, molecular function: metal ion binding. Lineage: Eukaryota; Metazoa; Chordata; Mammalia; Primates; Cheirogaleidae. Gene Ontology annotation, biological process: snoRNA splicing. Gene Ontology annotation, cellular component: U2-type spliceosomal complex. The record is from RefSeq and is a predicted model, not a curated record.